UUAGACGUCCUCUGUUUUCAAAAACUACUGCAGCUGCUGCGUGUAUUGUGGGAAGAUGAAAAACACAUUCAGCCACAGGCCAACGUUACAGUUCUUCGCAUAAUUCUAUUUCACUCUCGUUCUCCUCGAAAACUACGAGAUCUGCUUCCACCGACUUUUCACCAACAAUUUGCCUUUCUUCUCCUUUUUUUCAUGUUUUUCAAUUACUAAUUCUUGUUUAAAUCUCUUUAGUGGAAUUCUCAAAUUUUCCAUAAUUUGCAAUCAAUUUAAUUGGGUUCCAUUCUAAUCAUGGAUAUUCUCUCAAUCCCGAAUUACCUGCCUUUGUUUUUCAUCAUGUAUUUCGUUCUCUACCUCAAUGCCUACUUCAUCCUUUUCCGGACCUGGACCCGGAAGCUCCGACCCGAAGCUUGUAGCUGUAUUAUUUCUCUAGCUCACGGCACUCCAGCCGUGUUUCUAGCCUCCUACGCCAUAUUAUCUGACCCGAAUCGAAACUUCGAUUCCACGAACACGUCGUUUCAGAACCUUGUCCUUGAAUACAGCAUUGCUUAUUUCUUGAUGGAUCUUUUGCAUUACUUGGUGUUUUACCCAAGAGACGUUCUCUUCAUAGGCCACCAUAUGUGCACUCUCUUCGUCUUCAUGACGUGUCGUUACGUGGUUCUCCACGGUGCAUAUGCAAUCCUGGUGCUGUUGAUUCUUGCGGAGGUUACGAGCUUAUGCCAGAACGUGUGGACCCUGGCUAGUGCGCGGAGAUCAGAUGUGAAGUUUGCGGCCAAAGUGUAUGAUUUAUUUUCCCCUCCGUUCUAUGCUUUCUACUCUGUGGUGAGAGGUUUUGUGGGACCUUAUUUUGUUUAUCGAAUGUUUGUGUUCUAUCUGAGUGGGGUCUCGAAUCAUGUGAUUCCUAAAUGGGUUUGGAUAACAUGGAUUUCUGUUGUUGUGAUGGCUAUUUCUGUUAGCAUAUUGUGGAUUUCAAAUCUAUGGAUUCAGUUGUAUAGUGACAGAACGAAAAAAGUUGAACAGGAAAAAAAUAGAUAGAAAUGGAAAAAUUUGAAUUUGGAGGGUUUAGUUCCAUUUAUGUAAUGAUCUCAAAGGUAAAUGAAUGAAAUAUUGUUUCUUUUCA
Molecule: messenger RNA, 1117 nt
Organism: Olea europaea var. sylvestris
Lineage: Eukaryota; Viridiplantae; Streptophyta; Magnoliopsida; Lamiales; Oleaceae
Product: TLC domain-containing protein At5g14285-like
Exons: 1
Coding region: 289-1032 (247 amino acids)
Cellular component (GO): membrane
Source: RefSeq, a predicted model, not a curated record